Molecule: messenger RNA, 3201 nt
Organism: Zymoseptoria tritici IPO323
Lineage: Eukaryota; Fungi; Ascomycota; Dothideomycetes; Mycosphaerellales; Mycosphaerellaceae
Product: putative ABC transporter
Exons: 2
Coding region: 511-3201 (896 amino acids)
Biological process (GO): transmembrane transport
Cellular component (GO): membrane
Molecular function (GO): ABC-type transporter activity; ATP binding; ATP hydrolysis activity
Source: RefSeq, a predicted model, not a curated record
UCCUCGCAAAUCAUUCUCACUCAUUUGCAUUCACGACUGCACUGUACGAGGCAUUUUCUCCACCGCGUACUAUCGCUGCCUGCCGUUACGAACCGGACCCUCGUCUUGCACAGUCGGCUGCCUGCUCUGUGGCGAUUGCUUUCUCCAUCAUAUCGACUCAUCGACCGCAGUUUGCUCGUCUUCAUUCUGCAUAACAGACGUGCAGGGAGAAAGGUACAUCUUGCAUGCAACGCGGGCUUGCUUUGCCGGACAUGCGUUUGCUGCACGUCCGCUGUUAGUCUUCCUUCCACGACCUGACCUCCAGUCCCUCUACGAUCUCGCGGCGCAGCAUCGCUCAUAUUGGACCACAAGGCUGUGUCAACCGACAGUCAACCACACAGGAUCACACAAGGCAAUCUCAUCCUCCGGCAGGGAAGCUGCAGCUGCCCGCCAAUACAUACCCAUCUCCGACAUCAGCCGACGACCUUGCCCAACAUUACCCGCUUGCCGUCCCACACCACAUCACCAAACAUGCUCGCCUCGGGGAUGGCACUGGCCGUGCUGCAUUACCUGGCACCAAUCAUCACCGCCGUUUACUUCGUCUCGGCAAAAACUACCGCGGUCUGCCUGCUGCAAGAACCGAAACCUCGCUCAGGCACCAAGUCGAGGCGAUUUCCUGCCAUUGCUUUACAAUUGAUCGCUGUGUGUACCGCUGUUGCGGAGGCGGUGUCGACGAUAUUGCAGGCUGUCAGGCAACCUGGCUGGGCGGCUGAGCAGGACUAUGUGAUAUUCCUGGUCAUCUUCAUCGCAGUUCAUCUGUGUCUGGCGCUGGGACUGGCAGAGACGGUGAGUCCACUAUGGCAUCCAUACUUUGGCGCGUGGGUCAUUGCAUUCUUCUUCGAGGUCGGUCUUCUAUCGCUCGCGGCCACAUCUGGCAAGACCGAUGAGUACACUACUACUCGACUGGUGCUGGCAGCGGUAAGAGCAUCGGCUUUGCUGCUAUUAUGCCUUGGCGUGCUAUGGUUCGCGUUGAGGGACCGCAUGCGCGGCAUCAAGCUCGAUGAGGAAAGCGAAGCGCUUCUGGCUGAGAAUGGCAACGGCCACGCCAAUGGGAACGGCACGGACGGCAGAUUGAACGGGAGCACUAUCAAACCGCCGCCAUCAUCCCCUGAGGAGGCCUCAGGCGACGCCACUGAAGACGACGAGAUGUGGGACAUGGACUCCGAUUCAGAGGAGCCAGAUCGCGACAAAGAGCUCAAAGAGUUGCAGAAAAAGCGCCUUCAGCAGUCCGGCAGUUGGUUCAACUAUCUCAAAGAGUUCAAGAUCUUCAUUCCCAUGCUGCUUCCAUGGAAGGACCGCCUUGUACAAGCCUGCUUCUUGAUCAUUGGGAUCAUCAUCAUCGCCGAGCGUGUUCUCAACAUCCUUAAGCCUCGGCAAUUGGGCAUCAUUGUCGACGAGCUUACGGCGAGCGCUGGAAGUGGAGAUGUUCCGUGGCACUCCAUCGGUCUUUGGAUACUAUACGCAUCGCUCAGUUCCGGCGCCGGAAUCUCUCUGAUUAAGAAUGUCGCUCAGGUUCCGGUGCAGCAAUAUGGCUACAAAGCCAUCUCCACGACCGCGUUCCGCCAUAUCAUGGGCCUGUCAAUGGAUUUCCACAACGAGAAGAACUCUGGCGAACUCAUUCGUGCGAUCGAGCAAGGCUCGAAUCUGCAAGACCUGGUCGACUUCAUCUUGUUCGAUGUAGCGCCGAUGUUCUUCGAUCUCAUCGUGGCUUUCGUCUACGUCGCGGUGCUCUUUGAUAUAUACAUGAGCCUCAUUCUCUUUGCAGUUGGAGUCUCGUACGUCUUCGUCGGCACCAAAGUCACAUUGUGGAGUAUGAAGCAACGACGAGACUACAAUGCCGCUUGGCGAUCCGAGAGUAAAGUCCAAAAUGAGGCAAUUAACAACUGGCAGACGGUCUCCCACUUUAAUCGAGGAGACUACGAGGCGGAGAGAUACAGCAAUACCGUCGACACUUUCAUGGCCGCUGAGUGGCGCUACUACCUUGCGUUCUUCAUGGGAGGCGGCGCGCAGUCCUUUGUCAUGCUCAUUGGACGUCUCGCGGUCACCGUGCUGGCGAUCUGGCGUGUGGCACGUGGUCGCGCUCCUGUCGGCCAUUUCAUCACUCUGAUCAGCUACUGGGGCAGCAUUGAGGGUCCGCUGGGCAACGUGUCCUAUUCAAUCCGCAAAGUCUCACAGAUGCUGACGGAUUCUGAACGUCUGCUCCAACUUCUCACCACGAAGCCAACCGUUACCACCGAUCCAGGCGCUCCAGAUAUUGCCGUCACUGCCGGCGAGGUCAUCUUUGACGACGUCAGCUUUUCCUACGACGUCCGCAAGUCCACUCUCAAGAAUGUCGCCUUCACUGUCAAGCCGGGCCAAACCGUCGCCCUCGUUGGCGAAACUGGCGGCGGGAAAUCUACCAUCUUGAAAAUGCUCUAUCGCUAUUACGACGUCGCGUCCGGUGCCAUUCGCAUCGACGGCCAGGACAUCCGGCAUGUCACCCUCGACUCCCUGCGCGACUCGUUUGGCUUAGUGCCACAAGAUCCGGCGCUCUUCAACGUGAGUCUCAUGGAGAAUAUCAAAUACGCCCGUCUCGACGCCACCGACGAGGAAGUCCACGACGCUUGUCGUGCGGCGGCCAUUCACGACAAAAUCAUGACAUUUCCGGACAAGUACAAAGCCCUGGUCGGCGAGCGCGGCGUAAAACUUUCCGGCGGCGAACUCCAGCGUGUCUCCAUCGCGCGGGCGAUCCUCCGACAACCGAAAAUCGUGCUCCUGGACGAAGCGACGAGCAUGAUCGAUGCGGAAACAGAAGCGGUGAUCCAAGAGGCUUUCAAGCGACUGACGGCACAUCGCACGACGUUCAUCGUCGCACAUCGAUUGUCGACUAUUCAGCAUGCCGAUUUGAUUCUGGUGAUCAAUGAUGGACAGAUUGUGGAGAGGGGAACGCACGAGGACUUGUUCCGGAAGAAGGGGAAGUAUGUUGCUCUGUGGUCGAAGCAAUUGAGUAAAGAUGUCAAGGAGGUUGAAGCAGAGUUGGAGGUUGUUCCGGAGGGAGAAGAGGAGGAGCUUUUGGUGAGGGUUCGAGAUGAGGUUGAGCAAGGAAAGAAUACGAGUGACGAUACGACAGAAUCGGAAUCAGGAAAAGUGAGCCUGGGCUCUGAUGGGUUCAGUAUGAGCUGA